GUGGGUGAAUUACUGUACGAUCAUGAGUCAGCUGAAUGCAUCCGGUGCUCAUAAUCCGAGUUUUGAAUACUGGGAGAUGGACUCCAUCAGCCUUUGCCAAAGCGAGGCAUGGGAGCCUCAGCACAGCCUCAGUCUGAGCGAAGCUCGGCUGGACAUCCUGGGACGCAGAAUUAAAAAGGAGCCUCACUCAGUCAUAGAGAAGCUGAAGUCACAGAAAUGUUGUUCUGGGUCCCAGAUGAAGAGCUUCCUCCUCUCCCGCAUUCCUAUACUGUCCUGGCUGCCAAGUUACUCCCUGAAAGACAACGCCAUUGGAGACAUCAUCGCAGGGAUCAGCGUGGGCAUCAUGCAUCUGCCACAGGGUAUGGCUAAUGCUAUGCUAGCUGCUGUGCCUCCAGUGUUUGGGUUGUACACCUCCUUCUACCCCAUCCUGAUAUAUGUGAUAUUUGGUACAUCCAGGCAGAUUUCAGUGGGUACAUUUGCCAUUCUUGCCAUCAUGGUGGGAACAGUGACAGGUGAUAUGGAGUUGCCAAGCAACCGGGGGAACAGGAGUGACAGCGACGUUGACAUGGCCAAAGUGGCAGUGGCUUCCCAUCUCACCAUAAUGUGUGGACUCAUACAGAUAGUGCUGUGUCUGUUGCGUUGCGGAGGUGUGUGUCGGUGGCUCUCUCGGCCACUAGUAGGGGGCUACACCGUGGCAGCUGCCGUCCAUGUAGCCAUAUACCAGAUACCACUAAUGACUGGCAUCGACACACAAAGACGCACUGGGGUCUUCGCCAUCUUCUGGAUGUUGGGAGAUGUUCUGUCUACGUUGGACAAGUCCUCGGCCGGAACGCUAAUUGUCUCCGCAGUUUCCAUGGUAACCCUGGUCGGGGGAAAGGUGCUGAACAACUGCUUCAGGAAACAGCUCCCCAUGCCUGUGCCCUGGGAACUUGUACUGGUCGUUUUGGCCACUCUCUUGUCUUGGCAGCUUGAUCUGUCUGUGGACCACAGAGUUCCAGUGGUGGGCACAGUACCUACUGGUCUGUCUCCUCCCUCUCUCCCACCUCUGUCCUCCUUCUCUAAGGACCUGCUGGUCCCGGCGUUUGCGUUGGCCGUGGUCAGCUUUGGCUUCACGGCUUCUCUGGGAACCAUGUUUGCGCUCAAGCACGGCUACACCAUAGACAGCAACCAGGAACUGCUGGCAAUGGGCUUGUGUAAUUCCAUAGGGGGCAUGUUCCAGUGCUUUGUGGUCAGCACGUCCAUGUCUCGCAGUAUGGUGCAAGACAGCAUUGGGGGCAAGACUCAGAUGUCUUCUCUGAUUUCUGCCCUGUUGAUGCUGGUCUUUCUGCUGAAGAUCGGGGCCCUAUUUGAACAGCUGCCCAAGGCAGUCUUGGCUGUUAUUAUUCUGGUGAAUCUGCAGGGCAUAUUUAUGCAAGUCAGGGAGGUGCCUAAACUUUGGACUACUGACCGCAUAGACCUGUGUGUAUGGGUGGUGACUGCUCUGUGUGCAUUGGCCUUUAACCUGGAUGUGGGUCUGGGUGUAGCGCUGAUGUUCAGUCUUGUUACAGUUGUCUUCAGGACACAGAACUCUCAAUUUUCCGUGCUCGGGGUCAUUCCAGGGACAGACUGCUAUAGAGACCUGAAACUGUUCUCAGAGGCAAGGCAGAUUCCUGGGGUUACAAUAUUCUCCUUCUGCAACCCUAUCUACUAUGCUAAUAGUGAUCCCUACUUCAGCUCCCUCAAACAGGUCAUCCAGAGGGGCCUUGAGGAGAACCCCUGUCCCAGUUCUGAGGGCCCCAGGGCGGGUUACCAGGCAACAGAGGGGCCCCGCCACUGUGUCAUCCUAGAGUUCAGUGGGGUCAACUUCAUGGACUCAGUGGCAGUUAACAAACUCAGAACGAUGCUGAAGGAAAGUGAAGAGCAGGCCGUCCCUGUGCUACUAGCAGCCUGUCCAGAUGGCCUCCUCUCCCAGCUCCAGAGUCAGGGUCUUGUGUCCACGUGUGUUUCCCGCUCCCCUCUCUUCCCCUCCGUCCACCACGCUGUGCAACACUGCCAACACACGCUACUGCUCCCACCGGUGACUGCCAGUCAGUUCUAAUGGUGGGCCUGUCCCUCACAUGUCUGUCCCCAUCACAAGAUGACAUUUGAUGGUCACCCGUUUGCCAUGCACUUGCCACUUGCUAUUCCACAUUUCUGUUCUUGCUCUGUAGCCAACAUGUUUAGUGGAACAGACUGUGGAUCAGUCUGUUUGUCUGUUUUAUCUGUCUGCGUAGCGUUCUUUUUUCUAUUUGCAUCUGAUUCUGAGCCUGUCUGAGAAGCCAUCUGGAUUUCGGCUUUUGAUUUUAUCCCUCACAGAUGUGACUACAUGGACAAUGUAAUGGGUGUGUAAUGUUUGAGUGAUUGUGUAGUGUGCCUGCCUGCGUGCCUGCCUGCCUGCGUGCGUGCCUGCGUGCCUGCGACCGCGUGCGUGGUGUGUGUUGUCAUUUUUAAUUGCUUGUGAGCAUAGCGUCUGAGUUCUAAUGUCAUCAUUACAUUUUGUUUUUACUCUGUCUUUUUAAAUAAGCAUUACAUCAUUGUUUCCAUGGUAACUAAACAAUUACCUCCUUGUGUGCAUUUUUAAUCAUUUUUUAAGUACUGUGUGUGAGUGAAUUAAAUUCUUGUGAUAUUUUUUUGUUUUUAUACCAAACAAA
This is a messenger RNA of Engraulis encrasicolus (European anchovy), 2669 nucleotides long. Its product is annotated as prestin-like. The coding region runs from base 23 to 2077 and encodes 684 amino acids. Gene Ontology annotation, cellular component: plasma membrane. Gene Ontology annotation, molecular function: secondary active sulfate transmembrane transporter activity; chloride transmembrane transporter activity; bicarbonate transmembrane transporter activity. Gene Ontology annotation, biological process: transmembrane transport. The transcript is spliced from 19 exons. The record is from RefSeq and is a predicted model, not a curated record. Lineage: Eukaryota; Metazoa; Chordata; Actinopteri; Clupeiformes; Engraulidae.